Molecule: messenger RNA, 1045 nt
Organism: Tripterygium wilfordii
Lineage: Eukaryota; Viridiplantae; Streptophyta; Magnoliopsida; Celastrales; Celastraceae
Product: protein IWS1 homolog A
Exons: 4
Coding region: 160-951 (263 amino acids)
Source: RefSeq, a predicted model, not a curated record
UCAGUGUUUCUUUUCCAUGUGAGGUUCCUGAUAGAAAACCUAAAUUGGAGCUCUAGGGCUUUGUCUUUCAAAUUGGAUUCGUCCUCGAAACUUUUCUAACUGAGGAAUCCACAAUCCCUAUCUCCAGCAUCUGCAUUGUUGUUCUUGUAUUUACGAAAGAUGCCAUCCGAGGAUGGGAAGGCAGCCGUGAAGAAGGAGGAAGCAGAGGACGAGAAGAGCCUUGGUUCUACGGUCGAGGCACGCAAGAGAAAGAACAAUGCGAGUUUAGGAAGAGUGAAGAAACAAGAGCCCCAAGAAGAUGAAGAUUUUGAACGACCCGUUAAGGCUGCUACUUCGAAGACAUCUAAACUGAAGAAGGAAGAGGAUGACGACGACGACGAUGAUCACAAGCCCAUUUCCAAAAAGAGCUCCAUUGUCAAGGCCGUUAAGGUUUUACUCCUUGAGGUGAAGAAGAAGAAGACAAAGGAGGAAGGGAAGAAGGGAAAUGCAGUGGCAGAGCAGAAUGGUAGGAAGAGGGAGAAGAAGGUUUAUGACCUGCCUGGCCAGAAGAGAGACGCUCCUGAGGAGAGAGAUCCGCUUAGGAUUUUUUACGAGACGCUCUAUAAGCAGGUUCCUGCUAGUGAGAUGGCACAAUUUUGGAUGAUGGAAUCUGGUUUGCUUCCCAAAGAAGAGGCAAAGAAAGUGUUUGAUAAGAAACAAAAGAGGAAUCAGCAGCAGAAGCUGUACUCCCCAGCAAAAGUAGUUAAUCCCGCUAAGAAGUCUACACAAUCAGUCCCUGUCAAGAAAAAGGCCUCAUGUACUCCAGAUUCUUCUAAUAAGAAGAAGAAACAAGACUCUGAAGCUGCAUCCAAGCAGCCUAAAAAGCGCAAGGUUGUAGAUGCGAGCUCUGAAAACGAGUCAGAUGAUGAUUUUCUGGUGAGUCGAAUUAAAAAGAAGCAGAAAGCAAAGUAAUUAUCUUCUUCUCUGAUUGUUAUUUUAUUAGUUACUCUCUUGUUAAAACUCAUUUUAUUUUUUAACCAUUGGUGGCCUUCAACGCUGAAAGUUA